Molecule: messenger RNA, 3382 nt
Organism: Carassius carassius (crucian carp)
Lineage: Eukaryota; Metazoa; Chordata; Actinopteri; Cypriniformes; Cyprinidae
Product: kinesin-like protein KIF3A
Exons: 22
Coding region: 240-2801 (853 amino acids)
Biological process (GO): microtubule-based movement
Cellular component (GO): microtubule; kinesin complex
Molecular function (GO): microtubule binding; microtubule motor activity; ATP hydrolysis activity
Source: RefSeq, a predicted model, not a curated record
CAACGCGCUCAUCCGCGCGACCUGAGGUGAGGAGUGAUGAACAACAGGAGCUUUCAAAAUAGAAAAAACAAAAACAUGUCAGCAACACUCCGAGUGUGAUAUUUGCAGCUCUACAGAGACAGGCUGGUUAUCUGGGACUGGAUUCCAAGGCUGUUAUUCCAGGAGUAAUGUGCUCUGGAGAGACUGUUGCUUGAUUUCAUAAAGAAACGGCGGAAGCAGUUGAACAGAGAAGCCAAAUUAUGAAGAGGAUGUCUGCAACAAAACGCCUAAAUACAGAGAGGAGUUUCAGAGUGGUCGUCCGUCUGUGUGCCUGUGAGAACACACACUCACACACAGUGAACAGACCAGAACAGUCUGUCUCUUUAGAUGAACCCAGAGCCUCUAUCAAAGUGACACAUCUCAACAAAGUAGUUGUUGACACUGGAAGGAGUCACAAGCCUCAUAUUAUAGACCUCGAUGCAGUCUUAAAUGAGGAGGCAUCACAGAGAGAUGUUUAUGAGUCUACAACAAAGUCUCUGGUCGAGUAUCUAAUGCAGGGUUAUAAUGGCUGUGUAAUUGUCUAUGGAUCUCCGGGCAGCGGUAAAACUCAUACCAUGCAGGGAUGCAGCGUGUCAGCCAAACACAGAGGCAUCAUCAGCCGCGCUGCUGAGGACAUCUUCGCCUCCCCCAAGGCAUCUCACUGCAAAAUCAGAGUCUCGUUCUACCACAUUUUCAAUGAAAAGAUUUAUGACCUAUUGGAUCCAAAAGGGAGUGAGGUGGUUUGGCUGCGUGACUGUGAGGAGGUGGUGCGUCUCGAUGGGUUGACGGAGGUGGAAGUGAACUCUGUCCAGGAUCUGCUGCAGGUGCAUCGCCGGGGCUCUGUCCUCAGGCACACAGGGAUAUCAAAGGCAGAUUUUCCAAGCCGAUCCCACAUGGUAUUCAACAUUGUGGUCAUUAACACAAUGCUCCAUUGCCCUGAGGGAGUUUUGACAGCCAGCAAACUCACUCUGGUGGAUCUGGCAAGCUCAGGAAAAUGUCGUAGUUUUGUGGUUCCUGACAAGAGAACUUUCAAUGCCACAAAUGAAAACCCACAAGAGACCAAGAUGCUGAAACGCUCUCUCACCAUAUUCGGAAAUGUGAUUUUUGCCCUCAGCUCUGUGGGGUCCCAGCAUGUCCCAUACAGAGAAUCCAAACUAACCCGAGCACUUAGGGACUGUUUGGGAGGGAACUGCCGGACGUGUUUAGUGGUCACGGUUUCAUCUCAAUCAUCUUUAAUAUCUGAAACUCUCAGCUCUCUACAGUUUGCCUCCAGAGCUAUGGCUGUUCCAUCACGACCCAUAUACACCUCUCAGUUACAUUACACACCUGAACAGAAGGAUAUUAAUCAUCUGACCAGACAGCAGAUUUUACCACCAGUCGGAUCUGACAGAAAGUCUCAGACAUGCUUGCUUCCCAAUCUUUUGAGUUCAGUCAGUCCCUCUGAACCUAAACUCAGCUCAGGCCACUGUGGAGAUGGGCUGGAGCUCAGAACUUUUCUCCCCCAGCUGGAAAAACCAGGCCAAACCGAACCACCUGGGCAUUACAGCCGCGGAUCUCGACCUGGAGAUGAGAAAAACAGAGCUGAUGGUAACAAGACACGCUCCCUGCCCCAUUCCCUUUCUGGGGCAGUUCUCCAUGAUGCUGGAGGCAGAGAAAGAACUGAAAGGGGAUCAGAGUUUUCAUCUUCACAGCUCCGUUCCGUAGAACGGCGCUCUACAUCCUCUCUUGAAGCUUUUUCAGCUCCCUCGGCAGCUGUGGAAUGUCCUAACUGUUCCCGGGAACAAAAGCUCAGAGAGGAAUAUGACAAGAUUAUUGUUCAGGGAAGGAGAGACAAGGAUUCUCUCAGUCAGAAAGUAGCAGAACUGGAAAAUGAGUUGAAAACAAGAGCAACACAGGAGAAACAAGAGGGAUUGAGCUUGGAAAAGUCAAGAGGAAAUCAAGAUUCUGCAAGCAUCACAUCUGCAGAUAUGGGAAUAUUAAAGACUGCAGAGGUGUGUUUGCAAACAGAAGCAGAGGAGCUGAGAUCAGACCUGAGCACAUGUCGUGAGAGAGAGAAAAUGCUGACACAAACGCUGCACUCUGAGAGAGAAAGGCUGAGCCAGGACAUCCAGAAUCUGCUCACACAACUCAACAGCACCAGAGAGAGAAACAGCCAGCUUGUGUCAACCCAUAACAACCAGCGGGAGAGCUUGUUGGCAGAACUACAGAUCAGCAGAGAAGAGCUCAAAAGAUUUCGAGAGAGUGUGUCUCUUACCCUCAGCCAGCUCGAGACUGAAAAGGCUGAACUGAUGUCACACUUGGAGGACAUAAAAAGUUCCUAUGAAAAGGUGUGCUUGGAAAAUGCUGGUUUGAGACAGAAACUCAAGUCAUUUUUGAGGGAGAUCAACUCUGCACCCUUUACAGAAUCCAGCAGUCCAGACACAAACUCUUCACACACACAUGCAGUCACAACGAACACCGAAAUGAUUGUCGUCUCACACCAAGUGUCUCAGCUGUGUCCUGCAGGUGUCACACAAGGAAGUGAAUGCUGCUUUAGUCAGUGUGAAGAGUUUCAGCAUCCUGAGGUGGAGUUUACAGAGAAGUCUGAAACCACAAACAACAGCAACUGUGAACAGCCUCUGUAUAAACCUCAAACCCUCUACAAGCAGUUGAGGAGGGAGCACAGUCUGUUACUGGAUGUGAUGCUGGUUUUGUACAGGAGAGAGUGGUUUCUGCAGGACGCUAUUCCAUAUGUCAGACGUACACUCAGGAAGUGUGGACUGAGACCUGAGGAUAUAGACUAAAGACUGUACUUGUGUAUGAGUGAAUGAGGGAUGUGGAGAGUAAAAGUUAUCAUGUAUGAAUCAUUGUUAAGGCAUAGUUCACCUAAAAUCGCAAAAAGCUGCCACAUCCUAAAGGAACAAAAGCUAAAAGGUACAUCUUUAUACCUUAUUUACCCUUGAAAGGUACAUAUGAAUAUCUUAAAGGUACAUAUUAGUACUUUUAAGGAAAUAUUAGUAGAUAAAGUGUUAUUUUUUUAGAUUAAAGGCUCCAAUUGCAGUUGCAUGCAUUAGAAUGAUCAGCACGGUGCUGUAUGUCCGUGUUCAAUAGAAGAAAUUAAGUCAUCACAGGUUAGAAACAACAUGACAAUUAGGGAAUGUCGAAAGAAAUGCAUUUUAGGGUGAACUAUUCCUCUAAGUGGCAUGAUAAUAUAUCUAACUUAACUAAGGGAACAAUAAAGAAAAAGCACCACUGACAAAGUCCAGCGUGUUGUAUCAGUGCUCUGAGGCCUUGAAAAUUCAUCAUCAUACUAAUUUUCGGCCUCCUCUACCUCCUGCAGUGUGUCAUCCAGAUUUCUAGGAGGCAGUGCUGAGCCUGUGUAAUU